Microplitis demolitor is the source of this 691-nucleotide messenger RNA. Its product is annotated as E3 ubiquitin-protein ligase cblA-like. The coding region runs from base 1 to 609 and encodes 202 amino acids. The transcript has 2 exons. The record is from RefSeq and is a predicted model, not a curated record. NCBI's taxonomy places the organism in Eukaryota, Metazoa, Arthropoda, Insecta, Hymenoptera, Braconidae.
AUGCCACAUCACCAUAUUGCUGUUAGAGCAGGUGUUGCUCAACGUGAUUUGAUGGUUUUAGGAAAUGAUGAUGAUGAUGACGUUGAUAAUGGUGAAGCUGAUGGACUAGUUAAUAAUGAUAAUGAAGAACUUGUUGAUAAUAAUGGAGCUGGUGGACUAUUUAAUAAUGAUAAUGAAGAACUUAUUGAAAAUGCUGGCAUAGAUCACGACGGAGAAAAUAAUGUUGCGGUUGCGGCUAAUAUUGCUUAUAACGGAGAGAAUAAUGUUCAAGCUGCCGAUAAUAUUGCUUAUGGAGAAGGUAAUGUUGUAGCUGCUGACAUUGCUAAUGAAGAUGAGGGUUAUGAGGCUGAUGCUGGAGAUAUUGUUCUUCAUAUGCCUGAACUGCAGCAUGAUUUAGUUGCGGUCUUUGAUGUUGCGGGUAACUUGUGCUUGUUGUGCAAUGAUCGGAGCAUAAACCGAUAUUUUUUACUAUGUAAGCACCAAGUAUCCUGUCACGAAUGUGUCGAAAAUUGGCGAGCAGUAUUAAUUGCUGAAAAUCGACGCUUUAAGUGCCCAAUCUGUCGAAGCCCAAUUUUACAUGUUGCCAAUGUUACUGCCGCUGCUGCGUAAAUUAUUGCCAAAAUUAUUUUUAAAGUUUUUCUGAUCAAACUAAUACUUUUUCUUUUAUUAUUAUUAUUAAUUAUAAAUCAUA